UUCUAGUUUUAGGGAAGCACACAUCAAACUUCAGGAGGACAACGUUGGAAUUCUUUGCCUUUAAAGUCCCAUUUAAUUCAUGUUGAACACACUCAUACCAACAUGACCAGUGGAAAGAACCAAAUACAGAUGCCUUGGCAAAUUUGAUCCCUAACUUGCAUUUCAAAGAAUACAAAUGCACAAACUGACUUUCAGCUAAACACUAUAACUCAAACCAGCACUAAGUUUCUCAUUGAGAUUUUAUUCUAUUUCAGCAUACUGUUUGUUUUUUUUUUUUUCCCACUCUGCUGAAAGUAAGCAGGCUAAUUUGAAAGACUUACAUGGAUUUAAUUUUAGAUGCACCAGCUAAUUAAGCUGGAAGUCCUGAUGUAGCCCUUCUGUUACUGGCACCAGUUGCCUCUACACACGCCACCGUUUGUGCACCUGAUGCUGUGCCACUGCACUACUGUGCAGUCCAGGCAAAGAGAUACCAGUAUUUAACAAAAAUAUUACAUUGGGAAGCAACUGUGGAUAAAAACAAGAGACACCCAAAAGUAAAUGUGAGCUUUGUACAAUAUAUGCUGUGUAUUUUAGGGUACACUCAGAUAUUGUUGUAACACAAGCCAUCCAAGCUGCAGCUGUUAGUCAGCCAUUAUUUUAAAAGGAACUAAUAAGAGAUUUUUAGAGCUUUCCAUGACUAUAUUUAGCACCUUAGAACUUUUAAUUAUCUUGGAGGUGGGAGAAUCUUAAUUUCUUAGGAACACAGACUUGAUGAAAAUGUUAAUACCACACAUACUUAUAUUAAAACUUGUUUAUAUCUUUAAAUACUUUUUUUUUCAAUUUGUCACACAGAGUAUACAUGCACACGUGGUAUAUGAAUCUUGAUCAAAAACUACAGAUAUACCAAAGUGUACGCUAGAUGUAGGCAUGUAAUGACAAGGUAUUUUAAAAAGAUCUACAUAGUGGUCAUUUUUGAGUGCAAACUCAAAGACAAUUACUUAAAAUCGAAUCUGUAAUGAAAAUAAAUAUAGUAAGUCCUUACCAGAUGUUGAGCCACAGCUAGGUGAUAUUUGUCUACUUGCACAAAUGCACAUGUUAAGAUGGGAGCACAAUCCAUCACCACAGCCAUUUCUACAAUUUGCUGAGAAAGAACGCAAUUAAAAUGGCAGUGAUUAUCAGUAACUACAGGAGAAAAAAAAAGAAAGCUAAAGGUAUCUUAAUAGCUUCCUCUUUCUAAAAACAAACAACAACAAAACAACAUCACUUGAAUGCUCAGUUCAUUGGGACAGUUAAUAUACAUGCAAAAGCAAUAAUCAGCUAAAUAAAGCACACUGGAUUUUAGUAUUAGACAAAAUUAAAGACAAAAAUAAAUAUGGCAUAUUCAAAGACUAGUCUGACCACUGAAAUCAGAAAUCAACUCUGUCGCCAAUGGGAAAUACCAGCCUAUUACACAAUUAAUAUAACAUUUUUUAAAUGACCACAAGACCUGUAGAAAACUUUACUAACAAUCCAAUAACUGAAUGCAUGUAAACAAUAUAAAUGGUAAGCGCCAAUUUACGGUUUGUCUUUACUGUCAUAAUUGCUAUUUUCAAAGCAUUUUAGGGUCUCUUUUAUCUAAGAUGAUCCAUCCUUAACACAAAACUGUUUUCUGGGAAGUCUGUGUCCAAAUGCUGAGUUUUGCAGAGUUUGUGUAGUUCGAAAAAAUAGUUUUCUAUACUCAAAUACUUCCCAAUAGUCAUGUACAAACUAACUUCAUAAAAAUCUCAGUACUGACAGUACUGACAAUCCCACCACUAAACCACGCCCCUACACACCACAUCCACACGCAUUAGAGAUCCCUGCAGGGACAGGGCCUCCACCACUUCUCUGGGAAGCCCCUUCCCGUGCCUGACAACCCUGUCUGUGAAGGAAUUUUUCCCAAUAUCCUAUCUAAACGUCCCCUGGCACCUCUGGAGGACACUUCCUCUCACCUUCUGCCUUCUUCCUUGUCAGCCAAACCCAACUCCCGCCUGGCUCACACCUCCUGCCCGCAGCUGCGCAGUGCGGUCAGGGCUCCCCUCUGCAUCCUGCACUGCAGACCGAGCCCUCCAGCUCCCUCAGCCCUUUCCUUUCUCCUCCAGCCCCUUCCCACCUCCACUGCCCUUCUCCGGAUGUGCCCUAGCCAUUCAGCGUCUUUCUGGGAGUGAGGGGCCCAACACUGAACCCGGCAUCUCAGCUGCCGUCUCUCCACGGCUGAAUCAGCGGGAUGAGCCCCUCCGUCCUCCUGCUGCCCACGCUGGCUGCUAACCAAGCCUGUGGUCCCAGUGCUGAUUCCGAGUCCCGAAGCCCCUGACUCUGCCUCUUCCUUCAAGGAGCCCUUGCCCUCUGCUUCCAAGCAAAGGGCUGCUGCAGGCAGUCACCUUGCGGAGGCGGCAGCGCAGGGAACGCCAUUCUCCUCUGGCUCCGGCCUCCGCUCCAGGCUCUGGCUGCUCUGGAUAUUCCCAGAGUGAAGCCAAGCGAGGCAUUUGCACCAACAGAUACGUGCACGCCUCGGCUCCCUCCUGCCUUCCCCACAAGCAUCUACAAGCUCGGAGUGGGAUUUCCCACCUAUUAAAGACUGAGCCGCUCUGUUCCGGCAUGGCUGACUCCGAGACGUGCUCGUGCGCGGCUGUGGAAGCAUAUCUGGAUGGUCCAUGACCUUCCCAGUGGAAAAGGGAGCGAUUUGGGAAGCGGGCAAUGAGGGAGCGGCAGUGUUAGCAGCUAGCGGGGUUGGUUUUCCGCUGCCUGGCAUCACCGGAGGGGUGAACGGCAGGGUUGGGAUGAUGCCGCAUGCGGGCCGGAAUGAAGCGGCACCUGAACGGCCGGUAGAAUCCUGGCCGGACCCUGCUGGCAGGGCCCAGCUGGGCUGACAGGGCAGCGUUGCCAGGGCUCCACACAACAUUCAACGGUCGAGGGGCUGGUAGCUUGCUGCCCUUGCUGCUGCUGCGAGCAGAGCCCACGAGCCCUUCAGGCGCUGAUGGAGCCCAAGCCAGCUCUCAGCAUGGAUUUGGGACAGGACGAUUCCUGGGAUGGCACGGUGACGCAACGCGUCAACGUCGGAGCUGAAUUCCAGGCAGAGCUACCGGCUCUGCGGGACAGGCCUCACUGGCAAAACGAUGAGGAGGGAGCAGCGCUGGUGUGGAAGCCCUGGGGGGACAUCGAAUCCAACCCGGAAACACAGCGCAGAGGUUUCCUUAAUGCUUUUUGUUCCCCAAGGCCACCCUCAGAUGCAAGGCUUCCCCAUUCCCACCUUUCCGCAGCACCUCUGGGCACCUUGGGGUUCUCUCCUGUCUUUCCCUCAGCACCAUCCAAGCCGGCAGCUGUAGAGGGAAGGGGGCUCCCUUGGGCAAGAGCGGGGAAUCAAUCAGCUCCCUGGGGACAUUCAGAGCCAUCCCAUCCCACCUGCAGUGGCCCUGGAAUAGGGCAGAUUUGUCCCUGGGGUUGUCAGUCCCAAAGCUUUUCCUAAGGCAGGGAGAGGGACUCCCGGAGAGCUGGCAGACGGGGCUUUUUGCUGCCACACUCUGUCCUCCCCAGUCUCUCCGUGGCCUCGUUCCGCUUUCCCUCUGCCAUUCUCCCACCGUUUCCUGGCAGAACCUGACUUCCUGUUUUUUCCCUCUCCUUUGUAGUCACCGAGCUGCUCACCACGGCCUGCUCUGGUGUAGUGCCAGCGGGAAGAGGGAACGCGGAGCUAGCACUGCACUGCCUGCACCAAACGCGGGGCAACAUCCUGGUAAGCAGGCAGCUAUGGAAUGCUGGGAAUGAAGGAGCUGCCCUGUUUGGGGAAAUGCCGAGGUCUGGAUAAACGCCCCGCGCUUGGCAAGUCCAGCGUCCCUGGGCGCCCGGUGCUGAGCAAACACCUCCAGCCUGGCCCCGGUGGAGCGCAUUCUCUCUUCUGUAACAACACUUGGAUGGAGUGGAGGGCUUGGCCUUUGCCGUGAGGAUGAGUGGCAAGUGACUGCGGCAGAGAGGAGUCUUCUCCCAGAGGUGCUGGCAGUGGCAUGCCACGGCUCAGUCCCCAAGGAUCUGCCUAGGUUCUACAGCCUUAAGCGGACCGAGGAAGUACUUGCCUAGACUUCAGCAGGAUGAGGUGAUCCCAAAGCGCUGCUCCUGCGCAUGGACCAGCCGGAACUGCUGAAGGAGCACCACAGCUGGAAGCAGGUAUUCCCCUCUUUGCUCCUUUUGGAAUCUAAGCCUUUUCCCUUGAAAUCUUGCAGCACGCUAAGGAAUUGCUGUGUUCCGGAGGACCUGGGAAGCUGGAAUCCCAUCCCCUGGCGGAUUAUCAUUACACAGGUAAGUUGGGAUAGAGCCUGUGCCUUCACCUGCAAUGCUGGUGGAUACAGCAGUUCCCUGUCUGCAUCCCUAUCGGAAGCAUUUAACGGGCGGCAAACCAUCUGUGUUCUACGCGGCUAGAGAAGCCGCAGCAAAGCAGUCCGCUUUUAGGCAUGCGGACCUUUUUUGCCAUGGGAAGUACCCCGUCCUUGGGGGUCAGCCACUGCUUUCCGUGCCGCUGCCCAGCAGUGGCUCCCAACGGGAGAAGCCCCAGGAAACCAGGCCAAAUCCUGCACGUGCUGGGUCACUCCCUUCCAACGCAGGAGAGAACCCAGUCCGUGAGGAACCGUAGCCCUGUGAGCGAGCUGAUCCUUUCCUCUUUAUUGCCAGGCUUGGACACCUGGACAGCGGAGGAGGAGCAGCUCUUCCGGAUGGCUUUCUCCAGAUGCCGGAAAGAUUUCUACCGCAUCCAGAAGAAGGUGCAGACCAAGUCCGUAGCCCAGUGUGUGGAGUAUUACUACACCUGGAAGAAGAAGUUGGUGUUUGACCGCCUCCGUGCCAAAGCUAAAGCACAGAGGCGCAAGGCAGAGAGGGAUCAGCCGCAACACCCAAAGGAAAAGGCUGUCGCCAGCCCCAGGAAGUGCCGUCGAGUGGCAACAGAGAGCACAGGCACCCCCUCCAGUGAUGCCAGCCAGCCUCCAUCUCACGCGGGAAGCGGAGACGCUCUGCAGGGUUUUCCAUGCCCAGAGUGCGGAAGGGUGUUUGCCAAGAUAAAUGGCCGCAAUGCCCACAUGAAGCGUCAUUGCCCGGAGGAGGACCUGGAUUACCUCCGUAAGGUCCGCUGGCCGCUGAAGCGCCCCAAAACGGAGCCGAAGGCAGAAGAAAGCAGGAUGCUGAUGGCCUUCGAGAGCGGAGACAGCCCGGUUUGCAAGCGGCAAUGAGGGAUGCUGGAAAAACUUGGUGCCAUUGUGUUGGGCAUGUGUUUACAGGAAGAAUUAAAGCAGAAUUCUCUCUCUCUUACUCUGCGUGUUUAAAGCCUC
This is a messenger RNA of Cuculus canorus (common cuckoo), 5306 nucleotides long. RefSeq names its product zinc finger protein 541-like. Gene Ontology annotation, molecular function: transcription corepressor activity. Lineage: Eukaryota; Metazoa; Chordata; Aves; Cuculiformes; Cuculidae. Gene Ontology annotation, biological process: negative regulation of DNA-templated transcription; regulation of transcription by RNA polymerase II. The transcript is spliced from 6 exons. Bases 4440 to 5207 code for a protein of 255 amino acids. Gene Ontology annotation, cellular component: transcription regulator complex; histone deacetylase complex. The record is from RefSeq and is a predicted model, not a curated record.